AUGUAUCCGCCGUCAUAUAUCAGGAUCCUCGAAUCUCGUUCCACCAUCCCCCUUGUUCGCUCAUUCCCUCAAGCACCAGAUCCGCGAUUGAUAUUGCUCGAAGCCGAAGUCAAAUCGCUCGAGGAGGCCACCAACAAUCCAGAAGCCAAGCUUCCUGGACGGCCGCUCACUUCUCAUUUUGCAUCGCUUGCUCAAAAGGUCCAUUUUAUGGACACUCACGGCAUUGACAUUUCGGUCAUAUCCUUGGCCAACCCAUGGCUUGAUUUCCUCAGUGCCUCCGAGUCAGGGAAGAUGGGUGAAUCCGUCAACGAAGAGUUCUCGCGCAUGUGCGGCGAGCACCCUGGUCGCUUAUUCUUCUUUGCGACUUUACCUCUGACCGCGCCUCUCGAGACGGUGCUGACCUCGGUAUCCCAUGUUCAGGGCCUCAAGUACUGCAGAGGCAUCAUUCUCGGUACUUCAGGUUUAGGCAAGGGGCUCGAUGAUCCCGCUUUACUUCCUAUUUUUGAAGCUGUAGCAGCGGCUCGACUGACUGUUUUCCUGCAUCCGCACUAUGGGUUGCCCAAUGAAGUAUGGGGCCCUCGGGCCAGCGCCGAAUAUGGCCACGUCUUGCCGCUUGCUCUAGGCUUCCCAAUGGAAACCACCAUUGCGGUGGCACGGAUGUAUCUGUCAGGUGUCUUUGACAAAGUACGAGAUUUGAGAAUGAUCUUGGCCCAUAGCGGAGGCACUCUUCCCUUCCUAGCAGGCAGAAUUGAAAGUUGUAUCAUGCACGAUGGACAGCUUGUCAAAGAAGGUAAGGCGGGAAAGGGCCGACGAACAAUUUGGGAGGUCCUGAAAGAACAACUGUACUUGGACGCCGUCAUCUAUUCCGAGGUUGGACUGAAAGCAGCAAUAGACGCCAGUGGUGCUGAUAGAUUAAUGUUUGGAACUGACCAUCCCUUUUUCCCGCCACUCGAAACAGAUGAGCAAGGAGAAUGGGAGAGUGUGAGUUUGAAUGCCGAUGCUGUAGCCAAGGCUGUUGGAGAAGGGUCAAAAGAGGCAACGGCAGUCAUGGGAGGCAACGCGAUAAGCAUCCUUCGUCUUGACCAAGAUUUUUGA
Trichoderma gamsii is the source of this 1095-nucleotide messenger RNA. RefSeq lists its product as hypothetical. The record is from RefSeq and is a predicted model, not a curated record. The transcript has a single exon. Gene Ontology annotation, cellular component: cytosol; cytoplasm. NCBI's taxonomy places the organism in Eukaryota, Fungi, Ascomycota, Sordariomycetes, Hypocreales, Hypocreaceae. Bases 1 to 1095 code for a protein of 364 amino acids. Gene Ontology annotation, biological process: secondary metabolic process. Gene Ontology annotation, molecular function: carboxy-lyase activity; hydrolase activity.